AUGGCCCCGACAUCUCACUUCUGGGACGAAUGGGAGCACAACUACGCACCUGUCGGCAAUGACAUCACGCUACACUAUAUCGACGUCGGUCCUCGCGACGCCAUCCCGGUCGUGCUCGUCCACGGAUGGCCCGAUCUAUGGUUCGGUUGGCGAUACCAGAUCCAAGCGCUGUCUAAAACGCAUCGAGUCAUCGCGCCGGACUUGCGCGGAUUCGGUCGCAGCUCAAUUCCCCAAACCGUCGAAGGCUACGGCACCGAGAAGGUGACGGGGGACCUCGCCGGACUGCUGGACUUUCUCAACAUUCCUCGCGCUGUGUUUGUGGGCCACGACUGGGGUGGUGCAUUGAUCUGGCGCAUGUGUUUGUUCCACCCGGAGCGCGUUAUCGCUGCAUGUGGUAUCUGCACGCCGUACUUCCCGCAAGGCGAUGCCUGCGUGGAGUACGACAAGCUCAUCCCCGCGAUCCCUCAGUUCUCGUACAUGAAGCUCCUCGGAGACUCGGAACGAGCGGCUAAACUGCUUGAUAAGGAUCCGCGUCGCAUUUUCACGGCCAUAUAUCGUAAAUACGACGAGUUCGCGGAGGAUUUCGAGUUUUUAAAGAUGGUGGAAGACGUCAAUGACUCCACCGACUCCGUGUACACGCAGCGUUCCGAGUUGCUGUCGGACGCUGAGUUGGACUACUACGUAGCCGAGUACUCGCGUUCGGGAUUCUUCGGAUCAUGCAGCUACUACUCGCAACGCAAGCGCGACUUUGAGGAUGAGAAGGACUUGCCUCGUGUGAUCAAACAUGAAGCGCUCUACGUUGGCGCUGUGGACGACCCUAUUCUCAAACCUGAGCUGGCUGCAGGCAUGCCUCGCGUGAUGCCUAAUCUCACGCAGGAACUGGUGCACGGCGGUGGCCACUGGCUACUAUGGGAGAAGAAGGACGAAGUGAUUAGCAUCCUCCAGCGCUGGCUGAAGAACCUGGAUUUGUCCAAGACUGCGGCAGGUCUAUAA
Messenger RNA from Phytophthora infestans T30-4, 993 nucleotides. Its product is annotated as epoxide hydrolase, putative. Gene Ontology annotation, molecular function: hydrolase activity. The coding region runs from base 1 to 993 and encodes 330 amino acids. The record is from RefSeq and is a predicted model, not a curated record. The transcript has a single exon. Lineage: Eukaryota; Oomycota; Peronosporomycetes; Peronosporales; Peronosporaceae.